AUGUUGAGAAAAUAUGUACCACGCAAGUUAAUAGGUAUGUAUUUUCUUUCUCUAGCAAUUACAUGUCUAUUAAGUUUUUCAGUUUUCAGAUUUAUAUUCACAUUACCAAAACAGCCAAUUGUUUGUCCGAGACCUAGUAAUUUUCGUGAAAUUACGCUAAAUUCAGUUGAUGAAAUUGCAUUUAUUACUGUUCCAAGACCAUUUAUGAAUGGUGAUAUCUUCGAAAGGAACAAAUUAGCGAUUCAUUCUUGGCUUUCAGUUUCAAAUUCGAGUAGAGUUCUCUUAUUUGUAAAUAGAUCAGAAUACGAUCCAUCAGGAGAGUUCCCAAAUCUUCUUGAUAAAUUAUACGGCCCAGAUCGCGUAAAAUAUCUUGGCUAUAUUAAAUCAGACCUUAAUGAAGUUCCAUACAUUGAUCAUUGGUUUAUAAGAGGACUUCAAGAAACAGAGUCAAAAUAUGUUUGCUUUAUCAAUGCUGAUAUCGUAUUAUCUUCAACUUGGCUUCAUCGAGUUAAACAAGUAUUCCAAUCAAUGAAAAAUAAGAAUGUUGUCAUGAUAGGACAAAGAAUCGACUUUGAUUUACGAAAAGAAAAAUUAUCAACUCUCAACUACGGAUCUAAGGAUUUCCUUAAAGAAAUAGAUAGAUUUGUAAUGGACAGUUAUCAUGAAGACCAUAGCCCAUAUGGUAUUGAUACAUUCACAUUCCGAGCAGAUAAUCCUCCAUUUAAUCCAGAAAUGAUACCCCCAUUUAUAAUGGGAAGAUAUAAUUGGGAUAACUGGCUUGUUGGAUGGCUAAAUACUAUAUGUGAUACAGUUACAUUUAACUUAGAUCCGCCAAUUUACCACGUUAACCAUGAACGACAUAAUUUUGAUCCAGAAGAUAAUAGAGUUGCUGUAAAUGAUAGGCUUCGAAAGGCCAAUCGUAAUUUCUUCGGCUCAAAUUAUGAUACUAAUUGGGAAAUUAAAGAUGGAAAGAUUUGUUCGAGAUUACUACCAAUUAGAUACGAUUUACCAAAGAUUGAAGAUUAG
This is a messenger RNA of Trichomonas vaginalis G3, 1026 nucleotides long. RefSeq names its product nucleotide-diphospho-sugar transferases family. The coding region runs from base 1 to 1026 and encodes 341 amino acids. The transcript has a single exon. The record is from RefSeq and is a predicted model, not a curated record. Lineage: Eukaryota; Parabasalia; Trichomonadida; Trichomonadidae.